CAGUCGACGAGCCACAUUGUCAUUUCCUCUUUAGGUGCAGCUAAAGAGUGUCAUGGUGUCGUGACUUCAUCCGCCCACAACUGACCACGGAGAGAUCGGUCCGGGAGACAGACAGCAACAGGCAGAGGCACAGGAAGGUAGACAGAAAAACAACAGGAGGCUAAAACAGAGACAGACAGUAAUACACAGUAAACUUAUACUGAGGUUAGACAUGGCCAGGUUGGAUGUUCAGGAGACAUUUCAUGAUAUUUUGUUUCCUGGACACCUGCACACACAGGAGUCGUUGCAACGUGCCGUCAGCUUUCUGUUUCAGGACACAGAUAUUCUCAUCGUCUCUUACCCAAAGUCAGGUACCACAUGGAUGCAGGAAAUAGUGACUCUCAUGUCCCACAGAGGAGACGCGCACAUUAACCAAACUGUGCCAAACUGGGCCAGGGCUCCCUGGCUGGAACAAUUCUACAGCGCUGCCGUACUAGAAGCCUCAACCAGCACACAUCGAGUGAUCACCACACACCUGCCUCAUCAGCUACUCGGCCCUGCCCUCCAGGGCUCCAAAGCUAAGGUCAUAUAUGUGAGCAGAAACCCUAAAGAUGCUGUGGUUUCCUUUUACCACUUCCACAAAAUAGCGAACUUCCUUCCUGAGGCUGGCACGUUUCCAGAGUUUCUAAAUAAAUUCCUCAAGGGCACACUCUCUUAUGGGUCCUGGUUUGACCAUAUUAAGGGAUGGACCAGUCAGAUGGCAGUUAUGGACAAUUUUCUUCACAUCACCUAUGAAGAGAUGUUAAUGGACCUACCCGGCGCCAUAAGGAGGCUCAGCUCUUUCCUACAGUGCCCCCUAGCGGAGGACGAGGUCAAGAGUUGUGUGCAACACUGCAGCUUCAGCAGCAUGAAGAAUAACAAGAUGGUCAACUACACUCUCAUCCCUGAAAACAUAAUGGACCACAGUAAAGGCUCUUUCAUGAGGAAGGGUAAGACUGGCGACUGGAAAAACAUGUUUACAGAGGACCAGAAUCAAUAUUUCGAGAGCGUCUUCAGGUCCAAGAUGCAGGACUGCGCGUUAGAGUUUGUGUGGGAGCUACAGGACGAAGAGGAGACGCCCGAACAAGAGCAAAUCCCACAGAGGAGCACACUGGACUGUGAAAAAAGCUGUUCAGCCAAGGACGUUUGAAGCCACGGUGAAUGUCGUAUGUGGAUUUAUUGAGAGUGUUAACAACAAAUAAUAGUAUAUAUAAUAGUAUGCAAAUAUCACACUUGAAUUACAAUACUCUGAGCUUCAUGAAUGUCUCAGUAUGUGAUAACGUGUCCAGUCCAGUGUAAUAAAGGUAUAAUCUGCCCUUUCAUGGUU
This is a messenger RNA of Solea senegalensis (Senegalese sole), 1345 nucleotides long. It is a transcript of the gene sult5a1, whose product is annotated as sulfotransferase family 5A, member 1. Bases 212 to 1168 code for a protein of 318 amino acids. Gene Ontology annotation, molecular function: sulfotransferase activity. The transcript has 6 exons. Gene Ontology annotation, cellular component: cytoplasm. The record is from RefSeq and is a predicted model, not a curated record. NCBI's taxonomy places the organism in Eukaryota, Metazoa, Chordata, Actinopteri, Pleuronectiformes, Soleidae. Gene Ontology annotation, biological process: sulfation.